AAUCAAACGCAAAACUAUAAUAACAAGGCAGUAAAACUUAUUCCCUUUUUUCACCAUACACAAAAAAACAACAUUACUCAUUCUCUGUCACAAAAAAACCAGCCCCAUCAGUUUCUCUAUUUCUUGACAGAAAACUCAGUUUUAUUUUCUAACUCCAAAAAUCUUUGUCUUGAAAAUCAAGGAGGAAACCAGUAAGACGGUCUUACAGUAAGUUGAAUAUGCAUUGCCAUUGCCUAAUCAAUGCAUUCGACAGCAAAGCUCCUGCUAAGUACAAUGAAGAAACUGCAGACACUACUGGUAAACUGAUCAUUCAAGGUACUGUAAUCUUGCAGAAGAAGAAGACUGUGUCUGAUCGACUGUUUUCGUCGAUUUUUCGACGAAAGAAGAUUUAUGUUCAGCUUGUUACUGAUCCUGAAAAUGACUUGAAAGGUAAACUUGGAAGACGAACAUACUUAAAAGAAGAGAUCACAAAACUCACUGGUUUGGGUGAUGGUGAGACUGCAUUCAGAGUUAGAUUUAAUUGGAAUGAGGAGGUUGCUCUUCCUGGGGCAUUAAUAAUAAGAAAUGAGCAUAGCAGUGAAUUUUAUCUAAGGACCGUCACCUUGGAAGGCGCCCCCAGUCAUGGAAAGAUCCACUUUCUUUGCAACUCUUGGGUCUAUCCGUCUCAUUGCUACCAGAAAGACCGCGUAUUCUUCAGCAAUAAGACAUACUUACCUCAUCAAACUCCUGCACCAUUAAUCAAAUAUCGAGAAGAAGAGCUAGAGAUUUUGAGAGGGAAAGGAAAAGAAAAUGAUAUGCUAGAGGAAUGGGAUCGUGUUUAUGAUUAUGCAUACUACAAUGAUCUAGGAGAACCAGAUAAAGGUCCGGAACAUGAACGUCCUAUAUAUGGAGGAAAUGCUGAAUAUCCUUAUCCACGUAGAGGACGAACAAGCCGUCCACCAACAAAGACAGACCUUCUUACCGAGAGCAGGUUGCCACUAGUCAAGGGCAAAGAUGUCUAUAUCCCAAGAGACGAAAAGUUCAGCAACACCAAGUUGGCUGAUUUCUUAGGUGAUACUGUUAAGUCUUUAUCUCACGGCGUUGCUGGUUUGCUGGAUGCGGUAGUUGACAUGACACCGAUGGAGUUUGACAGUUUUCAAGAUGUAUUAGACAUGUAUGAAGGAGGAAUUAAGUUGCCAAAUAAUCCAUUACUUGGAAAAAUUAGGGAGGACGUACCAACUGAAUUCCUGAAAUCGCUUGUUCGUACUGAUGGUGCACAUUUUCUCAAGUAUCCAAUGCCUGAUAUAAUAAAAGAGGAUAAAUCAGCUUGGAGGACUGAUGAAGAAUUUGUCAGGGAGAUGCUAGCUGGUAUAAAUCCUGUUGUUAUUAGUCGGUUAGAGGAGUUUCCUCCAGUUAGUAAGCUAGAUGCUAAUCGUUAUGGAAACCAGAACAGCUCAAUUACCAAAGAGUGCAUAAAACAAAAUCUACACGGGUUAACUGUAGAAGAGGCAAUCCAGAAUAACAGGCUAUACAUACUGGAUCACCAUGAUACAGUAAUGCCAUUCUUAAGGCAAAUUAACACAGAAACUUCUUCAAAGGUCUAUGCCACUAGGACACUUCUCUUCCUAAAAGAUGAUGGAACUUUGAAGCCAUUAGUAAUCGAGUUAAGUCGACCACAUUCAAAAGGGGAUCAGUUUGGUGCCGUUAGUGAAUUAUAUACACCAGCCAAGGAUGGGGUAGAAGCAUCCCUUUGGCUAUUGGCUAAGACCUAUGUAGCUGUUAAUGACUCGGCUUACCAUCAACUCAUCAGCCACUGGUUAAACACUCAUGCAGUGAUAGAACCAUUUAUAAUUGCAACGAAAAGACGGUUGAGUAUUCUUCACCCAGUUAACAAAUUGUUACAUCCUCACUUCCGUGAUACAAUGCCAGUCAAUACAAUAGCACGGCAGAUUGCUCUAAAUGCUGAUGGGUUGUUUGAGGCAGCUGUGUAUCCCCGAAAGUAUGUUGUGCAGUGGACAUCUUCACUGUACAAAGACUGGGUUUUUACUGAUCAAGCCCUUCCUAGAGACCUUAUCAAGAGAGGAAUGGCAGUCAAGGAUUCGGAAAGCCCUCAUGGAUACAAGCUGUUCAUAGAGGACUACCCAUAUGCUGUUGAUGGGCUAGAAAUUUGGUCUGCAAUUGAGACUUGGGUCAGAGAAUAUUGUUCGUUUUACUAUAAAUCUGACGACAUGAUUACCAAUGAUCCUGAACUACAAUCCUGGUGGAAAGAAAUCCGGGAAAUAGGUCAUGGAGACAAGAAGGACGAGAAGUGGUGGCUAGAAAUGAAGACAUUAGACGAGUUAACAGAAACUUGCACAACCAUUAUAUGGGUGGCAUCUGCUCUUCAUGCAGUAGUUAACUUCGGACAAUACCCUUACGGUGGAUACAUGCCUAACAGGCCAACUAUAAGCCGAAAGUUCAUGCCACAACCAAACACUCCCGAGUUUGAAGAACUAAAGACAAACCCGGAUGGUGUUUUCUUCAAGACAGUAUUAAGCCAAGCCAGAACAUUGGCUGCUAUUUCAGUGAUAGAGCUUAUAUCGGGGCAUUCAUCAGAAGAGGUGUAUCUUGGACAACGAGAGUCUGGAUGGACUUCUGACUCUCCGCCAUUAGAAGCACUUGAAAGAUUUAGUAAGACGCUAGUAGAGAUCGAAAACAGGAUCCUAGAACGGAAUAAUGAUCCGAAACUGAAGAAUCGGGUUGGUCCAGCAAACUUGCCCUUCACGUUACUGUGCCCUUCCAGUGGAGUAGGGAUUACUGGCAGGGGAAUUCCUAACAGUGUCUCUAUUUGAUGUGGUUUUAGCACUUUUGAAGCAAUGAACUUAUAUAUUUGUCUAUAAAAUAAGAUGGUUUGAAGUAGCUUAGGAGGUCAGAUUAUGAGCAAGGUCAUUAGAAACACCAUGCUGUAGAAUGUAGAUACAUGCAAAGCUGAGACAUAUGAGUAAGUAAACCUUGGUUGUAACUUGUAAGGUGCCAUUAUUGUAGUUUUUAUAAACCAUGUUGUAAGAUGUUAGGAAUUUUCCUGUAAUUGAAUACAUAGAUGGUUGCUCGGCUCUUAUGGUCAACCUUCUUUCUCCGUCACAAAGAUGGUUGUUAGGAAUUUUACUGUAAGAUAUUCAAAAUUAAGACAUUUUAUUCUUUCUUUGUUGGUGAUACUGCA
Messenger RNA from Spinacia oleracea (spinach), 3178 nucleotides. Its product is annotated as probable linoleate 9S-lipoxygenase 5. Bases 219 to 2810 code for a protein of 863 amino acids. The transcript is spliced from 9 exons. The record is from RefSeq and is a predicted model, not a curated record. Gene Ontology annotation, biological process: lipid oxidation. Gene Ontology annotation, molecular function: protein binding; oxidoreductase activity, acting on single donors with incorporation of molecular oxygen, incorporation of two atoms of oxygen; metal ion binding. NCBI's taxonomy places the organism in Eukaryota, Viridiplantae, Streptophyta, Magnoliopsida, Caryophyllales, Amaranthaceae.